Phytophthora infestans T30-4 is the source of this 711-nucleotide messenger RNA. RefSeq lists its product as uncharacterized. The record is from RefSeq and is a predicted model, not a curated record. The transcript is spliced from 3 exons. Bases 1 to 711 code for a protein of 236 amino acids. Lineage: Eukaryota; Oomycota; Peronosporomycetes; Peronosporales; Peronosporaceae.
AUGGAGGCAGCAGCUACUCGGCAACAUGCUAGUCCCAACACAGGUUUCCACUGCUUGUACGGCUAUUACUAUCUUGGCUAUAUCAGGAAGGAACUGGCACACAUCUACAACAAAACACAGCAGACAAUAGGAAACUGGAUUCGUGUGUAUGAAGUUACGGGGACCUACCAACGCGCUACGUCAAAGUCAGACCGGAAAUUUACGGCACAAACUGCAUUUCGCUUGAACUUUCAGCUCACCAUUUCCAAAACAUCCGUGUGGAGAAUUAUUCACGAUUUUGGGCUAACUUGGAAAGUGUUGGAACGCCGAGCCAUUCAAAUCAAAGAGCGAGACAUCUUUCGGUUUGUGGAGGAGCUGAGUCACAUCAACUGGACCUACUAUAAUGUUGUUUUUCUGGAUGAAGUUUUAUUCGAUAACAGGGGAAUAAUGCGAAAGAGAGGUGAGUUCCAGCGAAAACCCAGAGUCUCCAUGCUUGCGUUUAUUGGUGUCAAUGGCAUUAUUGACUACUAUGACACUGUUGGAACAUUUGACCGAUUAGAGUUUGUUCGAUGUUGUCAAGAUUUUGCGUCCUCUAAGCGUGCCAAAGUAUCGGAAUUGUACCGAUUUUUCUACCUGCCUAUUGCCCGUUCUUUAAUCCCAUCGAAUUUCUCUUUGGUUACGUCAAGAAAGCCUUUCAGCGCUACUACGUGGAGUCCACGAAUCGUGACUUAA